This is a messenger RNA of Aaosphaeria arxii CBS 175.79, 1955 nucleotides long. RefSeq lists its product as uncharacterized. The coding region runs from base 205 to 1815 and encodes 536 amino acids. The transcript is spliced from 4 exons. Lineage: Eukaryota; Fungi; Ascomycota; Dothideomycetes; Pleosporales. The record is from RefSeq and is a predicted model, not a curated record.
AGAGUCUUUUCGCUACGUCUGCGCGGUAUAGGCAAAGGUAUUACCUUGCUUGACCUUGAUACUAUCCUUCCAAUCCAAUGGGCCGAAGCCUGCCGUUCCAUCGACCUAUCAGGUUUUCGAAUAAUCGUCCUCCAUUUUCCAGGGCAGUGAUAUUAUAAAGCUCAACUUGUCGGCUGCGUCCUCACCGGUCAGUCAUCAACAACAAUGUCCACCCAUUACAGGUCCAACCUCGCAAACCUGCCGUCGGGGUACGAAAUGCCUCAUCCCCAAGUACCUCGCCAGUACUCGGUCGGUCCUUCGUCACCUGUGUACAAGACUUCGAUAAUGAAUCCAAUCGACUAUGUGAGAAAUGCAACGAAUGCGCGGAACAACUAUACCACCGAUAGUAACAGAACGGCGGAAGAGGAGGAGGAGGAGGAAGUAAUAGUUUUUCAAUGUCCCGAAUGCCCUACUCAGUGCACUGGCCCGCACGCGAGAGGGAACAUGAGCCGACACAUGAGAAAACACAAGAGCGAACCCAAAAAGAAAAAAGACAACCUCAAAUGUCCUUAUUGUGAGUCAAAAUUCGGGCGAUCCGACGCAACAAGAAAGCAUAUCCGUCGCUACCACCCCGAGGUGGCUAUUGACAUCGACGACCCUGCAUCAGAGGUUCCUCGUCAUCUCCCUAAACGUAAAGCUGCCGAGAUACAAAGAAUUACCAAUUUGAUGCUACAAAUCAUGGGCUACGACCAGAUGCUGUUUUUCAUGAGUAACCUAGGUGAUGUAGUCAGGUACACGGAAAAUUCAAGACCCGGCGACCAGACCACACGGGGAUUUCGCGAGGCUUUUGAAAUCCUCGCGGCAGCCCAGGUUCCGCAAUAUUCCAUGCCCAUAGAUGGCGAAUCAACUGGCACCGGGUCAGCUGAGCAACAGCCUCUUGGAACAUCUUCUUACUUGCCACUUGACAAUGCAGGACCCUCAAACUCUGCAAACCAAGGUGUCUACUACGAGAAUCCAGAAGAUCCUGGCCAGCAACCUCAACUUGAAGCAACGAACGAUUCUCCGCCUGCCAAGCCGGGGCAGAUGCUCUUUGGCUGUCACGUUUGUAAAUAUCAUAGAAUGCAAGGCUACCCUCCCACUUGUGAGUACGAAGGAGCAACUGGCCUUUCCAGUGUUAUAGACCAUCUGCGUCAAAAAUGCCAUCGGACUCAUAUUCGACGAGUCUCUCGAUGCAAGAUCUGCUGGGGCUUCUACUUCGAUGAGACCGGGGCCUGUGACAAUGACCAUAGCUACCUCCAACAAGGUGAGCGCUUGGUACAGCCAAGAGGGGCCAGGCAAGAAGGUGCCUGGGUUGCGCUCUUCCUCAUGUUCUUUCCGGAUGCACCGGCAAUCCCUAGUCCUUAUGUCGGUGACGACCGCUUUGUCGAUACCACAAAUUUACCCGGAUUCACUUCGAGCAGAGUCUCUUUUCUACCGGUUCUUACCCCCCACGACUUUAGAACGGACGACAUCUACGGUGCGCUCUCUCCAGAUGAUUUCAAUGCACCAGCGCAGUCAACCCGCAAAUGGUCUGAAAACGCUAUCUUACUUGCCACGACUUCCUCGUUGGGUGCCAUCGCCCAGCUACUCCAGGACGCUCUACUUGACGGGGCCAUCGACCCGAGAUUUGAAUAUGCUCAUCGCCUGAUCCGUGACAACCGUGGCCGCCUCAGUGAAACGGAUCGGCAUCUUAUUGCGAGAGACAUCCGCACGUUGACACUCCGGUUCAUGACUCAUAUUCAUGCCCACCUGGAUAAACCUAUGUCUUUGCCUUUGGAACCUCCCUCUGACCAUUAAACCCGGAUCCUGUGCACCAAACUGGACCAGACUGGAAUUCCCAGGCGGCAUCUAAAUAGGAACACCAAACUCCUUGCUUACUCCCCAACACGGGCGAAUUUCGUUCGCUUUCUCCGUUCGUUCUAUUCAUCAGUGGAUCU